Messenger RNA from Xenia sp. Carnegie-2017, 3346 nucleotides. Its product is annotated as diacylglycerol kinase theta-like. The transcript has 28 exons. The coding region runs from base 138 to 2909 and encodes 923 amino acids. The record is from RefSeq and is a predicted model, not a curated record. NCBI's taxonomy places the organism in Eukaryota, Metazoa, Cnidaria, Anthozoa, Malacalcyonacea, Xeniidae. Gene Ontology annotation, molecular function: ATP-dependent diacylglycerol kinase activity; nucleic acid binding. Gene Ontology annotation, biological process: diacylglycerol metabolic process; lipid phosphorylation; intracellular signal transduction.
GAUAAACAAUUCGGCGAAUGCACUAAAUGCUUUCAACGUCAACAUCGACAACCACAUCCCACAAAUUUUUGUUUCGCAUGGCUUGUUUGAUUGUUUAAAAAAUAGUAAAUAGAGAAAUGGCGUAGUUACUCUUAAACAUGCCUAUUAAGUCGUUGUCUUGGACGGGGCGCUCAAAAUCGAUCGCAUUUCUUGAGGCUCUGGGAAAUAAUGGACAUUCGUUUUCAAAGAAAACUUAUCACAAACCUACUUACUGUCAUCAUUGUACCGAUAUGUUGUGGGGUUUUACUAACCAAGGAUUUCAGUGCUCAGUUUGCAACUUUGUGAGUCAUGAAAAAUGCUUGGCCCUCAUUACAAUACCAUGUCAUUAUCUUGCUUGCACGCUCAUAAAGGAUCCUGUGGGCCACCAAUGGUCACCCUAUCGUAUGUUGAAAAGAAAAUAUUGCAACGUUUGUCGAAAGCUGUUGAAUGAUUCGUCUGACUUAAGUUGUCAAGUAUGCGAGUACAACGUUCAUUAUGCUUGCAAAGAUUCAGCAAUCAACUGCUGUAAACGAAGUGCAACAUUCACUAUCAAAGAAAGGAAGGGUGAAAACAAUCACCAUUGGCAGGAGGGAAAUCUUCCAUCAGGAUCAAAAUGUUAUGUAUGUAAAAAGUCAUGCUACUCUUCUGAGUGUUUGGCAGGUGUAAAGUGUAAAUGGUGUCCAUUAACGGCGCAUUCUGGUUGCUAUCGACGUAUAACUAGCAGCUGUGAUUUUGGAUACUUUAAUCAUCUGAUGUUACCGCCUUAUGCAUUGUCCAUUCCAAAUCUUGCUGUUUGGAGAAAAAUGACCCACGAAGUUAAAAAGACCAGUGACAAUAUUUGCUUGGAUAGUGAAAGUUUGAGUGAAAUCUCACUCAGUGAACACAUUGACUCUGAAGACGAGUUAUUAGUGAAGUCCCCCACUGACUCAGCUCAUGGUUCUGAUGUGACCAAUUCUAUCAAGAUUUACGACGGAAAAUUAGAUGGUCCGAGAAUGUUCAAAAUCGUCCAUGCUUCCAGAACAACAAAAGCAUCCCAAAUUUUGGUUGAAGCAUUAAGACUUUAUCAAAUCACUGAUGAUUCCGAAAAUUAUUACCUCACCAAAACUAUGGAUAGAUAUAGCGAGCGUACAGUAGAUCCAGAAGAAAUGCCGUUACAAUUUCCCAGUCGGAAUAAACAAACCAUGAUAUUUUUACGCAUUAAGAAUGCAGAAAAAAGUGGAAAUAUUCGUGUUUACUUGGCAAUGGAUAGAGCGACAUCUUCAUUCAAAACUAUAAAAGUUCAAGCAUCUACAACUGUUAACGAAGUUAUUUCCAAGUCACUCCUAAGAUUUUCAUUGGAGGAGAAAAAGCCUGAAGACUUUGUCCUCAUUAUAACGACUCUUUUUGAUGGAGUUAAGGAACGUGCAAUGAGCGGUGACGAGUUUCCUUGGCAAAUUCUCACACAAAUGAAAAGGAAAUCGAUACGCGAAAUGAAAUUUACUCGUUUCUACCUUCGACCAAUAGACGAGCCUUCAGGCAACGUGAUUCUAUGUGUCAGCAACCUCCCAAUGAUGUUAAAGAAUGAGUCAUAUCUCAAUUUUCUCAAAGAACAUCUACAGCACGAUAAUUUUAUCGUUGAAGCCUUGUACCCAGCAUCAGGAACGGCGUUUCUGUCGUUUCCUUCAGCCGACGUGGCUUCCUAUGCAAUGGUUGAAUUGGAAUCAGCAAUUUUGAGCGGGAAAAAUCUGUUUGUGAAACUAAUUCCAAAUAUUUACGAGAACACUUUGAAUGAGAAGAGUAAUCCAGUGUUGGUAAUGGUGAAUGUACGUAGCGGUGGAGGUCAAGGUGGUGAUUUACUUAUAGAAUUUCAAAAGAUAUUAAAUCCUCAUCAAGUUUACUCUCUCACUGACGGUGGACCUUUACCAGGGCUUUAUGCUUUCCGUAAUCUUAAAUCAUUUCGCAUUCUUGUGUGUGGUGGUGAUGGAACUGUUGGUUGGAUCCUAUCUGCUAUUGACGAAUGUUCUAAACAUUUGAAGUGUCGUGAUCCUGCUGUAGCUGUACUUCCUCUUGGGACUGGAAAUGACUUAUCUCGUGUAUUGCGAUGGGGUUCUGGUUACAGUGGCCAUGAAGAUACUUCUGCUUUACUGUUGUCACUUGAUGAUGCCAGUAUCGUUCCUUUAGAUAGGUGGACAAUAAUUUUAGAAUCGUCACAUAUGUCAAAUGAUACACCUACUAUCGAGGAUCUACCAAACAGUUUUGUAAUGAAUAAUUAUUUUGGCAUUGGGAUUGAUGCUGCUUUGUCGCUGGAUUUUCAUCUUGCCAGGGAGGAAGCACCAGAGAAAUUCACAAGCAGAUUGCACAACAAGAGCGUGUAUUUUCGUGUUGGCCUUAGAAAUAUGGUCAGAAAGUCAAUGGAGUUCAAUGAAAACGUUUCACUGCAGAUUGAUGAUAAAGAUGUUGAUAUGCCUGUUAUAGAAGGAAUCAUUAUCCUAAAUAUUGCCAGUUGGGGAGCAGGAUGUGAUCUUUGGGGACAAAAUAAUGAUGACAAAUUUGCAGUGCCCUCAUGUUAUGAUAAUAAACUGGAGGUUGUUGGUGUAACUGGAGUUAUGCAUAUGGGUCAAAUCAAGAGCGGAAUGCGUUGUGGUUUAAGACUUGGUCAAGGCUCUAAGAUUAAUCUGUGCUUGAAAUCAGAAUUACCUGUUCAUGUGGAUGGUGAACCGUGGUACCAACCCCCUGGAAAUAUUAUCAUACGACCCACUCUCAGUCAGGCAAAAAUGUUACAAAAACGUUCAAAGACAUUGCGGUCACCCAAAACAGAGAAGUCACGCAAAGGUCUCAUGAAUAGCAGAUUUUAUAGUUUUGAUGCAGGUGGUGCAAUUGUUGGAACAUCCAAAAAUAAAGAAAGUUUAUGAUUGCUAAUAGCCAGCCAUUACCUAGUUCUUGCAAAGUAUAUUGAAUUUUGAUCAUUUCCCCUCCUGAAAGUUGAUCAAAUCACAUGAAACAGUUAUGAAUCCCUUACAUGUAAGGAGGGAGAUACAUUAAAGUCAUGUAAACAUUUUUUAUCCAAAUUACACAGGUGUAACAAUAUUGUAUGAUUUAAUUAUUUUAACCAGUAUUUAUUAUGUAGAAAUAAUUUGUGCUAAAACUUCUUUAUUUAUAAUUUCUGUAAAACAUUUAUUGAUGAAUUAACAGCUAAGGAGAACAGUUAUUUGAAGAAUUCUAAAACUAAAAUAAAUUUUCCAGUCCAUAAGUCUUUACAUUACCUAAAAUAUAAACUAAGUGAAACUGUAGUUAGAAAUUUUAAAAGUAGUAACUGCUACAAAUACAAGUCCACUGUUAUCUUUUUAAA